UUCACUCGCUGAUUCUAAUCAGCACUCUCAGUUAAUUAAUCACCUGAGGCAAGUGCAAAGUAACCAAUACGUUGGACUUUUACUUUCUGAAGCUGGACGUUCGUACCUCUGGUAUAAAGGCCUUUCUCACAGCAGCGAACGUGUAUUUGUUGUUUCGCUGAGAUGGUCACGUUUGCCUGGAAUUGGUUAGAAAGGCUUCUCACGUGCCUGUCAUGUAAGAGUUUCCAGAUUUUUUCGGCCAUCAUUGAGCAAAUCGAGAGCAGUCGGUGUAAACAAACACCAAUCUGAUAGCCUAUUUUAGAUCGUGAGUGAGUCGUGAUCAUUUCGAAGAAUCAGCGAAUUUUAUGUUCAGCGCAAGUGUCUUUAGGGAGUGCGUUGCCUACCAAGUGAAAACGUGUCGAUGAAAACAAGAAGGCAUAUUCAGAUGAAACCCAUACGCCUGAUAGCAGCAGCAUGCAGUGACAUGGGUAUAGGAAAAGACGGACAUCUUCCGUGGGAUUUACCGAAAGAGUUUCAGUUUUUGUUGGACACAAUUUCAACUGUCUCUACACCAGGGAAGAAGAAUAUGUUGGUCUGGGGUAGAGCGAGCUGGUUCUCCUGCCCAGAGAAAGUGUUCCCUAUUCCCAACACCAUGCACGUGGUGCUGAGCAGAGUUUUGAGCUCUGUGCCAGAGGGAGCACACUACCUGUGCCAUGACUUCUCCAGCGCCGUGCAUCUGGCCUCGCAGGGCACUGAGGCUGAUCUGGUGGAGACCAUCUGGAUCCUGGGAGGACCCUCUGUUUACAGGGAGGCCCUGGAACACCCCUGGUGUGACUUGAUCUACCUCACGGACAUCAUGGCUGACUUUGACUGUGAUGUUUUUUUCCCCGAUUUUGACCGCAACGUGUAUAGGAAACAAGACAGAUAUCCUGGCGUGCCACAUGAAAUUCAAGAAGAUAACGGUGUGAAGUUUCAGUUCCAAGUUUUCAAGAAGACCUGACCUGCAGGAUGGAGGACAGUGGACCGCAUAAUAAAAACUGGACGUGAUCAGCCAUGAGGAUCUGCACUGUAGGAAAUCGUGUAGGAAGUCACCAGCCAGAACAAACCACCAUGAUAUCCUACAUUCACCCACCACACAGGCCACCCUGAGGGAUGCUACGUACAUCUAGAUCCUACAAGUCAAAACCCAAACUGCUUACUAGUACUUACUGCCUUUGUACAUGAAUAUCUUUAUAAAUACAUGCUUCAAGUAAAGAUUUGAUAGUAAUUCCAAAAGAAACCAGCACCUGCACACAGAGAGACAGCAGAGGCAUCAGUCAGUUGUCUCAUUAUGAUUUGAAAUGACUCCAGUAACAGAGGCCAUCUGCCUCUCCCCAGCAUGAUUCAUCAGCUGCAGCAACGCUGGUGAUCGCAUAGCACGACAGAAUAAACUGGCCAUGACCGUAUCUCCAGCAAGGCCACCACUCUCAGUCAUCCGAGUUUCCCCCUCUGUACUGUCACCGCGGCUGAGGCCCACUGACGGCGGAGACGGCGCGGGCCGGCGGCCAGCCAGCGUGCGUAAGACUCUCGCGGGCGGCGCGGAGGCAGUCGGAAGAUGGACGGUGCGGUGCGAAGGCAGCGUCCUCACGUCUCCUGCGGCUCCCUAUCCUGGUCUGCCAUGUCCCCUCUCUUGUCAGACGCCAUCGCCGGUUGAGUCACGCAGGCUACUGUAGCGAGUGAGCGCUGGGCGCCGUGACUCACGCUGGGAGAA
Molecule: messenger RNA, 1729 nt
Organism: Sardina pilchardus (European sardine)
Lineage: Eukaryota; Metazoa; Chordata; Actinopteri; Clupeiformes; Clupeidae
Product: zgc:153031
Exons: 6
Coding region: 401-979 (192 amino acids)
Biological process (GO): tetrahydrofolate biosynthetic process; dihydrofolate metabolic process; glycine biosynthetic process
Cellular component (GO): mitochondrion
Molecular function (GO): dihydrofolate reductase activity; NADP binding
Source: RefSeq, a predicted model, not a curated record